AAUAUGAGUGAUGCUAUGGCGGUGCUGCACAAGCUGCAGACGGGGCUGGAUGUCAACGUGAAGUUCACAGGGGUGCGGGUCUUUGAGUACACCCCAGAGUGCAUCGUCUUUGACCUGCUGGACAUCCCUCUCUACCACGGCUGGCUGGUGGACCCGCAGAUGGGCGACAUGGAGAAGGCAGUGGGUAACUGCAGCUACAACCAGCUGGUGGAGAAGAUAAUCUCCUGCAAACAGUCGGACAGCAGCGAGCUGGCUGGGGAAGGCUUUGUAGCGGAGCAGUUUCUGCACAGCACGGCCACCCAGCUGACGUACCACGGCCUGUGUGAGCUAACGUCCACCGUGCAGGAAGGAGAGCUCUGUGUGUUCUUCAGGAACAACCACUUCAGCACCAUGAUCAAGUUCAAGGGCCAGCUGUACCUCCUGGUGACAGACCAGGGCUUCCUGACGGAGGAGAAGGUGGUGUGGGAGAGCCUACACAACGUGGACGGGGAUGGCAACUUCUGUGACUCUGAGUUCCGCCUGCGACCCCCGUCAGACCCAGAGACGGUGUACCGCGGACAGCAGGACCAGAUAGACCAGGACUACCUGAUGGCGUUGUCGCUGCAGCAGAGUCAGGACCUGCAGUGGGAGCAGCUCCCCGAGGGCAUCAGUGACCUGGAGCUGGCAAAGAAGCUGCAGGAGGAGGAGGACCGCCGAGCCUCCCAGUACUACCAGGAACAGGAGCAGGAGCAGGCUGCCGCAGCACGAGCACAGCAGCCAGCAGAGGGCAGUGACGAAGCAGACAGAGCAGCAGCAGAAGCAGCAUCAUCAUCAUCGGCAGCAGCAUCAUCAAGAGCAGCUGGAGCCACGCCCAGCCCUGGGAAGCAGCCCUCUGCCGGGGAGCGCAAACCCAAAAAAGAGCCCAAGGAUAAAGACAAAUGUGUUAUAUUGUAACAGAGGAUGGGUGUGUGUUUGUGUGAGAGA
Molecule: messenger RNA, 963 nt
Organism: Coregonus clupeaformis (lake whitefish)
Lineage: Eukaryota; Metazoa; Chordata; Actinopteri; Salmoniformes; Salmonidae
Gene: mindy2
Product: MINDY lysine 48 deubiquitinase 2
Biological process (GO): protein K48-linked deubiquitination
Cellular component (GO): cell periphery; cytosol
Molecular function (GO): cysteine-type deubiquitinase activity; cysteine-type carboxypeptidase activity; K48-linked deubiquitinase activity
Source: RefSeq, a predicted model, not a curated record